Messenger RNA from Oppiella nova, 1976 nucleotides. The record is from the annotation of a GenBank genome assembly. NCBI's taxonomy places the organism in Eukaryota, Metazoa, Arthropoda, Arachnida, Sarcoptiformes, Oppiidae.
AGUGAAUUGAGACAAAAACGACAAUAGAUUUGAAUAAUCGAUGCAUUCAUUUGAGGCAUCAAUUGGUUUCCCGGCUUUCGCUCAAUGUUUAUAUGAAUUAAGGCUUUCAUUGGUUUCACUGAUUGUCUCAUAUUUGCGGCCAAAAGAUGUCUAAACCAGAAGAAGAGAGCGAUUUGAAUGAAGCGAACGAUGACUGCGAGGACACCACCAAUACUGACGACAAGACCAAUGACGACAAGGAGGACGAGGAGGAGAAUGAUGAGUCAAAGAGCGGAACUCCUGCCGAGUCAGUGAUCGGCGAGAAUUUGGUUCAAAUAAUCUCUUCGGCGGACUUCAACGCCACGUUAGACGGCGACAGAUCUAAACGAUUUGAUUAUCUCCUCAAACAGACGGAGAUAUUCUCGCAUUUCAUGACAUCUGGCAAUCAUGGGUCCACCCAAGCGGUGCCCACUAAAGCCAAACCCGGACGCAAACCCAAAACUAAGUCUUCGGAACCGGUGUCUCCACCAAAGCCUCGCCUGUCAACCGAUGCCACGGAUCACAGACACCGCAUGACUGAACAGGAAGAGGAUGAGGAGCUGUUGACGGCCCAAAAGAAGUCACUGAAUGUGAUCCGUUUCGAAGAGAGUCCCAGUUAUAUAAAAUACGGCGAAAUGAGAGACUAUCAGAUCCGAGGUCUGAAUUGGAUGAUCAGUCUUCAUGAGAACGGAAUCAAUGGAAUACUGGCCGAUGAGAUGGGUUUAGGGAAGACUUUGCAGACGAUUAGUUUGUUGGGGUAUAUGAAGCACUACCGGAACAUCCCGGGCCCUCAUAUGGUGAUCGCUCCCAAAUCGACUCUUACUAAUUGGAUGAAUGAAGUGAAGCGAUGGUGUCCUUCACUGAAUGCCGUUUGCCUUAUCGGUGACCAACAGACCAGAUCUGCUCUCAUUCGCGACACUUUGUUGGGAACGCCUAACGAGUGGGACGUAUGUAUCACUUCGUAUGAGAUGAUAAUCCGUGAGAAGGCGGUGCUGAAGAAGUUCAACUGGAGGUAUAUAGUGAUAGAUGAGGCGCAUCGCAUCAAGAAUGAAAAGAGCAAACUCUCCGAAAUCAUCCGCGAAUUCAAGUCAACCAAUCGUCUGCUUCUCACGGGAACUCCCCUUCAGAACAAUUUGCAUGAGUUGUGGGCUUUACUCAACUUCCUGUUGCCGGAUGUGUUCAACUCGUCCGACGACUUCGACGCCUGGUUUAACACAAAUAACUGUUUGGUUGGCGACAACUCUCUGGUCGAGAGAUUGCACGGAGUUUUGAGACCUUUUCUCUUGAGACGUCUUAAGAGUGAAGUGGAGAAGAAAUUGAAGCCUAAGAAGGAAACUAAGAUUUAUGUGGGACUCAGUCGUAUGCAAAGGGAAUGGUAUACAAAGAUUCUGAUGAAAGACAUCGAUAUAGUGAACGGCGCCGGAAAGAUGGAUAAAAUGCGUUUACUUAACAUUUUAAUGCAACUGCGAAAGUGUGCGAACCAUCCGUAUCUGUUUGACGGCGCAGAGCCCGGCCCUCCCUAUACCACAGACAAGCAUUUGGCGGACAACAGCGGAAAGAUGGCUAUUCUCGACAAACUGUUGCCCCGUUUCGAGGAGGAGGGCAGUCGUGUCCUUAUAUUCAGCCAAAUGACUCGAAUGCUUGACAUUCUCGAGGAUUACUCCCUGUGGAGAGGAUAUAGAUAUUGCCGAUUAGAUGGACAGACAUCUCACGAGGAGAGAGAGCGACAGAUCGAUGAGUUUAAUAAACCCGAUUCCGAUCGCUUCCUAUUUAUGUUGAGCACAAGAGCUGGAGGUCUGGGAAUCAAUUUAGCGACGGCUGAUGUGGUUAUUCUGUAUGACUCCGAUUGGAACCCUCAGGUGGACCUCCAGGCGAUGGACAGGGCUCACAGAAUCGGCCAAAAGAAAGUCGUUCGAGUGUUUCGUUUAAUUACAGACAAUACGGUUGAAGNCAAAUGA